GGACGCAACGAUAGUAAACAUGUCCACACCAUGAUGUUUUACUUUUAAGCUGACGUGGAGAUGUUUUUUUUUAACAUCUUUUACUUUAUAUUUACCAAUAACAGUUAACUCGCAUUGAAAUAAUUAUAUUUUUUAUUCACCAACAUGUUCCAAGUAUCUGAUUUCCAAAAAAUUGGUGUUGGACUAACAGGAUUUGGUGUGGUUUUUCUCUUCAUGGGUGUGAUAUUUAUUUUUGAUAGAGGACUUCUUGCAAUUGGAAACAUAUUGUUCAUAUCAGGAUUAGCUUUUGUCAUUGGCUUGGAAAGAACAUUCCGGUUUUUCUUUCAACGACAUAAAUUAAAAGGAUCUGCAGCUUUUUUUGGUGGACUAUUUCUUGUAUUAUUUGGUUGGCCUAUUAUAGGGAUGUUAGUUGAGACAUAUGGGUUCAUCUUGCUUUUCAGUGGGUUCUUUCCUGUAGUAAUAAACUUUCUACAAAGAAUUCCUGUUGUGGGGACUUUGCUGUCGCUACCAUUCAUCAAUAAGGUUGUAGACAGGAUAGGAAAUGAUCCUACCAGAUCAAUAGUAUGAGAAGAGUUCUAGCUAUUGAAGAAAAUUGCAUUUUUAUAAAACCAACCAACAUCUAGGCAAGAUUGUUCAUAUGCAAUGGCAAUACAGAAUAAUAAGUGAAAUUUUGUGACCCACUAAAAUAUUCAUCCUACUAGGAUGGGG
Molecule: messenger RNA, 708 nt
Organism: Limulus polyphemus (Atlantic horseshoe crab)
Lineage: Eukaryota; Metazoa; Arthropoda; Merostomata; Xiphosura; Limulidae
Product: vesicle transport protein GOT1B-like
Exons: 5
Coding region: 145-567 (140 amino acids)
Biological process (GO): endoplasmic reticulum to Golgi vesicle-mediated transport; retrograde transport, endosome to Golgi
Cellular component (GO): endoplasmic reticulum; membrane
Source: RefSeq, a predicted model, not a curated record